Messenger RNA from Melampsora larici-populina 98AG31, 1065 nucleotides. RefSeq lists its product as uncharacterized. The transcript is spliced from 7 exons. Lineage: Eukaryota; Fungi; Basidiomycota; Pucciniomycetes; Pucciniales; Melampsoraceae. The coding region runs from base 1 to 1065 and encodes 354 amino acids. The record is from RefSeq and is a predicted model, not a curated record.
AUGAGAACUAAUCCCUCAACACUUGCCGGCGUUUUCGUCUUAUCUUCAAAUUUUAUCUCUAUCUUUGCCGAUAACUUCGUUCCUCCACCUACACCAGUGAUCGGAGGUGAUGGACCUAGACCUCCAGCUGUAACGGCCACUGCUGUACCUGGUCCAUGGACCCCGCCCAAAUCUAACGUUAUCAUCAAUGGUCAAAGUUUUCCGCCUCCUUCAAUGACCGGCAUGGGGCGACAAAUGCAAUUAAAUAGUGCUACAGACUUUUGUAUCCUUAUGCCACCAGAUCCUACUACUCAAAAUUUAGUAGACGCUGAAGCAGUUGCAGUCACAUAUUGUAUCAACCCUUACAAUAAUACCAGACCUCUACCUGAUGGGUUCAUUAAAACUGCUCAUUUUAGGAAAACCUCUGAUUACGUUCAGAUCUCUGGAACGUAUAACCCAGCUAAAAUGAAUUUGGGAGCAAAUGAUUGCGGUGGCGAGUACGAUAACCAUGGAGCUAUGGGAGUGGGUAAUCCUGUAGGAGCAGCAGUCGACGGAGCCCAUGACUUUAUGCAAUUUAUGGGUGGAUGUGAUAUUCCUGGAAAUGCAGUGUUUUGUUUACGUGCAUGUCAUGGACCCAACUCGUACCCUUAUUGUAAAAAUACCUAUGAUCUCAUGGGCUGUUUAUGGACCAUGCCAGGAGAUUAUGAAGAACCAGGUUUCACAAAUUGUGAAGCAAACUUGGAUUUACCAGUAGGAGCCUAUCCCGGAAACGGUACAACAUCCACAUCAACUUUCGUUCAAGGUCAAAUGCCUACUCCAUUACCAGUAGCAGCACCCGCUUCAUCUCUUUGUCAAACUACCACUUCACCAGCUCCUUCUGGUGUAACUUAUUAUUGGGAUGGUACAGCUCCUGCUCUACAAACUGGAACAGCUAAUGCAGGUAAACAAGGUAGUUCUAGUCAAAACGGUAGCUCUGGUCAAACUGAUACUUCAAAGGGAGCAAAAUCAGAUGCUUCUAUAUUGCGAAUGAAUUCUUUACUGUUGACCACUUUUUUUGUUGGUUGUUAUCUCACAUACAACUCAUAA